Quercus robur (English oak) is the source of this 1208-nucleotide messenger RNA. RefSeq lists its product as uncharacterized. The record is from RefSeq and is a predicted model, not a curated record. Lineage: Eukaryota; Viridiplantae; Streptophyta; Magnoliopsida; Fagales; Fagaceae. The transcript is spliced from 2 exons. The coding region runs from base 86 to 700 and encodes 204 amino acids.
AUAAUUUCCAUUGUGGUUAUGGGUGCCAAGUCUUUUGUUGUUCUGCAUCGGCUUCCCCUUUUACUACAAUAAAAAACCAGUGCAGAUGCAAAGCCCACUUAAUAUUUGUUUCAGAGUCUUUAAGGCAGCUAUAUUCAAGUUGCAUCUUAACUACCCUCAUACGCCAGAACAGUUUUACAAGAACUGUAAUAAUGAAAUAACUUUGUCGCCAGAAGUGCCACUCUUAAGGUGGUUAGACAAAGCUGCUAUUGCAAAGGGGCAAUCCAGUUUGGGAGAGCAAGAAGGUAGUGGAGAACAGGACUUAGAAUACGGGAAUGGGCUGAGUAAAUCAAUGGAUAGCCUUGGUCGUUUUGAAAAUACUGGUCUAAGUGACAGUAGUAGAGAAGAGGAAAGUCAUGAGAUGCCUUGCACAGUUAAAGAAGUGAGCGAAGUAAAACGCCUUUUGACAUUGGUACCAAUCUGGACAAACUUUUUUGCCUGUGGUUUAGUUAAAGCUACCGGAGAUUCUUUCUUUAUGGAACAAAGUAGAAACCUUCUUUAUUCUGAUUCUAUGGGUUUUAUGUUCAUACUGCUGUCCUUGAUACGAUAUGCAAUACAAUUCCCAUUUGGGUGGGAGAAAGUCAGACAAAAAUUUGGCCCACUUAAGAGAAUUGGAGCUGGGAUGGUUUGUUCUAUAUUGUGUUGCAUUGCAGCUUGGUAAGUAGAGAUCCAAAGAAGGAAUUUAUAUAAGAAAGAGGGGAUUGGUCCUGAUGCUCAGAGCCCAGAAGCACAGACUAUACCCAUGGAUAUCUUCUUCUUAUUUACACAAUUUUUUUUGUUAGGACUAAUGGAAGGCCUUGGGGAAGAUGGGGUAGAAAUAUUCGUGAAUAACCACAUCCCUGAAUCAUUUAGUGAAUAUGGGUCUGUGUUCAGUGGCUGUGUAUUGGGUUCUGCAUAUUUCUUUAGCAUACCGUUGCUUUUACUGUUUAGAAGCUGGUUUGGUGAUACCAUAAACAAGGGUCAUCUGGAAAGGUAUUUUCUAUUUUUAGCAAUACUAAAUACCAUUUUCUUUUGCAUUUAUCUGCUUGCUUUAUCCAAGUAUACCCACAUGGACCCAUCGGCGAAUGUGAAAUCAAAGGACUCGGAAGAAGGUGCUAAAGACUCAUUUAAAUUAAACCCUUACAACCAAUGGGGGAUAUUGGCUAAUGCAACCACUGCCCCUAGCCGUU